CCAUCAAUCAUGUACCAGCUUGUAUGAAGCAAAGGAUUGUUUGCUGUGGCCCCCACAUAUAAACUCAAUGCCUCCAUGUGUGUCAGUGUUGGUAUCGACAGGCUACGUCACACAUCACACCUUGGACUUAGGCAACCAUGAAGAAAGAACUAGGCAACAUGAAGGCUCUGAUCCUGGUGGGCGGGUACGGCACACGGUUACGUCCGUUGACGCUCAGUAAAGCCAAGCCGCUGGUGGAGUUUGGGAACAAGCCCAUGCUGCUGCACCAAGUGGAGGCUCUAGUUGAGGCAGGUGUUAAACACAUCAUCCUGGCUGUCAGUUACCGAGCGGAGCAGAUGGAGAAGGAACUCAAGUGUUUGGAACAACAGCUUGGAAUUAAGAUCACAAUAUCACUUGAAACAGAACCUCUUGGCACAGCUGGUCCUCUGGCCCUGGCCCGAGAGCUGCUCACACAGGAUGAGGAUCCCUUCUUUGUGCUCAACAGCGACAUCAUCUGUGACUUUCCCUUUAAAGACAUGCUGCUGUUUCACAGGAACCAUGGCAAAGAGGGAACCAUUGUGGUGACGAAAGUAGAGGAGCCCUCCAAGUAUGGUGUUGUGGUGUACGAUGCAGAGAAUGGCAGGAUCAACCGGUUUGUGGAGAAACCCCCAGAAUAUGUGUCCAACAAGAUCAAUGCUGGAAUGUACAUCCUGAGUCCGUCCAUGCUCAAGCGUAUUAAGCUGCAACCAACAUCGAUAGAGAAAGAAGUUUUUCCCUUUAUGGCCCAAGAUGGUGAACUCUAUGCAAUGGAAUUACAAGGUUUCUGGAUGGACGUUGGUCAGCCCAAGGACUUCCUGACAGGAAUGUGUUUAUAUCUCAACUCCCUCAAACACAAUCACCCAGAGAAGCUACACCAAGGUCCUUCCAUUGUUGGCAAUGUGCUGAUUGAUCCCAGUGUCAAACUUGGAAACAACUGUCGAAUAGGCCCCAAUGUUACAUUAGGCCCAGAUGUUGUCAUAGAAGAUGGUGUUUGUAUAAAAAGGUGUACAGUGCUCAAAGGUGCGACCAUCAAGUCUCACUCCUGGCUGGAGUCCUGUAUUAUCGGCUGGAACUGUACAGUGGGCAACUGGGUCCGGAUGGAGAAUGUGUCAGUGCUUGGGGAGGAUGUUAUAGUAAAGGAUGAACUGUACAUCAAUGGAGGUCGCAUCCUGCCACACAAGUCCAUCUCCGAGUCCGUGCCAGACCCUCAGAUCAUCAUGUAAGACAGCUAGCGGUGUAGUGAAGGACUGAAGCAGUACACAGAAGUCCAUGGUUGUGGCAUGCCAGAAGCUAAGAAAUGAUCACAUCACUUUAAGAGGUUUUAUUCUCGACUACUUCAUUGCCAUUCACUGACUCAAGUUCAAACCUCUUGACACACUUGGGUCUAAUGGGAUGUGUGCCGAUUAACUUAUAUUAUUCCUGGUGUGAUGCCCUCAGACCACUGGAUGUCUUAGUGUCACGUUUGUCUGUUGUGCUUGAGGUCACCUUUACCUAUCUUAAACCAUCUACAAAAAUGUAUUUCCUCUAUGAAUCAAAACAAUUUGUUUUCAGCAAUUCACUUUUGAAACUGCAUAGGAGAUGAUUCAGUUUGAAAAAUACACCUGAUUGUCGGAUUUUUAAAAUACACUACCUAAUUGUCAGAUUUUAGAAAAAAUGUGUUUGUCUGAAAGUGGAAAUGAGAUGGCUGCUUGCUGGUGCUUGUCCUAAUUUUGCAUAGCCAUUCAGCCAUGUCAUGAAGCUUGUAAUUUCUAUUAAACGAUCACUAUCCUAAUAAUAGGGAUACCAGGUUUAUGGUAUAAAUAAUCAAUACUCUAGUAAUCGGGAGACAGUGUCAUUCAACCCCUGGUUUACAGUGAUGGAUCCUACUGCUGAUUGUGUUCAAUAACAAUGUAUAUACCACCAUCUGGUGGAGCCAUUGUAAACUUGUUAAUACCGAGUUACAGUCAGGAGUGGGAGUGUCUGCUGCUGAGAUUAACUGUGUUUGUGACUGAUCCAUGUAACAAUUCGUACAACUGUCCCAAAUACUUUGCCAUUUUGACAACUUGGUUGUCACUUGAAAGGUUAUGUAUAUAUUCUGCUAUUUAUGUGGUCAUUGUGAAAUAACUGUUGGUAUAUGUUCAUUUUACAUUAUUAAUGACAUGUAAGACUUGUUGUUUUUGAUAUUGUUAUGGCAUAAAUUCCUUAAUACCACAAACUUGUUGGGAGAAGAUUUAUUAUGGAGGUGUGCGACUGGUGUAGUUAUAAUAGCAGUAUUUUCUACUGGUACCUGGUGGGGAAGGGUUGUCCAUGAAGUCACACAUCUGCUAGUUACAUUAUUAUGAUCUACUAACAUUACAUAAUCAUGGAUAAAAAUAGUCUCCCCAUUGUGUUCAUUCUAAGAGUACAUGACAUCCGGUUCAUAAACAUGGCGUCAACAGAUAUUUUCCAAAUCAUUUCAUGUUAUUAAUCAAGGUGCUCAAGUGAUUUGAUGCACUUCGUGGGAUCUUGAUUAUCGAUCAGAUCGUCUUGACUGGGUGCUGCCAUUUUGUUUGAAGCAAUUUCAAGUGAUAUGAGAGGUGAAAUCUGAUUGGUCAAUAGGAGGGACAUAACUCAUAAUAGCCACUAGUGGAGCUACGGUCGAGCCACAUAAUUCCAUCGUAGUUCAGCUAGGGGGGAAACUGGACUUUUGUAGUCAUUUAACACCCUUGCCUCGGGAAGAUGUGCUUGUGUUAAAGGUAAUAAUACUUCAAUCCAACUGAAAUGUCACCAGUCUCAGCUGGCAGGCUUUAUUUCCGACACUGAUGUGACUAUACUUCAGAUGACAUUGUGUUAAGAUAAGAGAUGUACAACUUAUGUGUUCCAAUACUAGUGUCCUGUAGUACGGAAGUACAUUGCAGGGUUAGAUCUCACUAGUCGGACAUCACUGUUCCAGUUUAGCCACACAAAAUUCUCGAGAAAUGUGUUCCUAUGUUUGUUAUAAUUUAGACAUGAGCAGACAAUGUUAUUGUUCUCGAUUGAUAUUAUUUCACAAGUUGUCAUUCUUAAGUAUAAUGGUUCCCUUGAUAACAGAAUUCCAGCCUUCAUAAUUCAGAACAGGACAUUAAACCUUUUCCCUUUUGUUUGCCAUUUUAUGUUUAAGACAAGCAUUCUCCUCCCACUAUAGAUAUCAGCACCCUGAACAUGCUUGCAUGCUUUUUAUGCUAAACAAUUGUGGAUGCGCUUCAAGUAGAUGGGUAGAAUUAGUGAAAAUAUGUUGGAUGGGCUUAUUUAUUCAUGGGGCUAUAUUUGGCCCUUAGGGUCAUGCUGCAUAGGCAUGAAGAAGCUGACCUGGCUGUCUGGUUUCAUAGCAUUUAUUUAAUUUGUAAUUAAGUAAAUACUUACCAUUGUCAAAAUGUCUUUCUGAAAAGACAGGUAUCACGUACAUUUGCAGACGUCAAAACCUUUAAAAAAGAAAAUGUUGACACUACUGAUGGGGAAGUUAGGGCUUAGAUAACAAAUAUAUCUGGUUGUUUUGGAAAUUUGAUCUAGGGGAAAUGUAGGGGAAAGAAUCUUUGUGAUGAUAGUGCCACAUGUGGAGUUCAUUUGUUUGUAAUGACCCCUGCACGAUCAGAUGUGUUACGGAGGACAGACAGAAUGUGGGAAUGACAGUUGGUUGUGUGUAUGAUGUCAGAUGUAUAUAAGCUGUAUCAUGACCAUUAAAACAUUUUCUAUAUUAA
This is a messenger RNA of Haliotis rufescens (red abalone), 3713 nucleotides long. Its product is annotated as mannose-1-phosphate guanyltransferase beta-like. The record is from RefSeq and is a predicted model, not a curated record. Gene Ontology annotation, cellular component: cytoplasm. The transcript has 10 exons. Gene Ontology annotation, biological process: GDP-mannose biosynthetic process; cell wall mannoprotein biosynthetic process. NCBI's taxonomy places the organism in Eukaryota, Metazoa, Mollusca, Gastropoda, Lepetellida, Haliotidae. Gene Ontology annotation, molecular function: mannose-1-phosphate guanylyltransferase (GTP) activity; GTP binding. The coding region runs from base 138 to 1241 and encodes 367 amino acids.